Molecule: messenger RNA, 1261 nt
Organism: Amaranthus tricolor (Joseph's coat)
Lineage: Eukaryota; Viridiplantae; Streptophyta; Magnoliopsida; Caryophyllales; Amaranthaceae
Product: eukaryotic translation initiation factor 3 subunit F-like
Exons: 6
Coding region: 127-981 (284 amino acids)
Biological process (GO): translational initiation
Cellular component (GO): eukaryotic translation initiation factor 3 complex, eIF3m
Molecular function (GO): translation initiation factor activity; metallopeptidase activity; translation initiation factor binding
Source: RefSeq, a predicted model, not a curated record
CACACUUGAACUGCAAGCACAAUAUCUUCAACUCAAUUGAACAAAAACCCCAGGCAAAUAAGAGCAAAGCCUAAACCCUAACUCAUCUCACAACUCUUCUCGACUGAACUUCGAAGCAUUUCAGCUAUGGCGUCGGGCGAGAAAAUGGUGCUUCAAUUCGGAGGUUCGACGUCUUUGAAUGUGAGAGUUCAUCCUUUAGUGAUAUUUAACAUCUGCGAUUGUUAUGUUCGACGUCCCGAUCAAGCUGAACGUGUUAUUGGAACUCUUCUUGGUUCCGUUUUACCUGAUGGUACUGUUGAUGUUCGCAACUCUUACGCUGUUCCUCACAACGAAUUUUCCGAUCAGGUUGCAUUGGACAUUGAGUAUCACCACAAUAUGUUGACAUCACAUCAAAAAGUGAACCCAAAGGAAGUCAUCGUUGGAUGGUAUUCAACUGGAUUUGGUGUUACCGGAUGUUCUGUUCUGAUCCAUGAAUUUUAUUCUAGAGAGGUCACGAAUCCAAUCCACUUAACAGUGGAUACUACAUUCACAAACGGAGAAGCAACAUUAAAAGCAUUUGUUUCUGUCAAUUUGUCUCUUGGAGAGAAGUCGCUUGCCGCUCAAUUUCAGGAGAUCCCUGCAGAGCUUCAGAUGUCAGAAGCUGAGAGGGUUGGAUAUGAACUCCUAAAAUCAACAGUAGCAGACAAAAUUCCAAGUGAUUUGGAAGGCAUGGAGAGCACAUUGGAGAAAUUAUUGGCCCUAAUCGAUGAUGUGUAUAAAUAUGUCGAUGAUGUUGUGGAAGGACAUAUAGCCCCUGACAACAAAAUUGGGCGCUUCCUUUCAGCUGCAGUAUCUUCACUUCCUAAGCUUUCCCCUCCAGCUUUUGAUAAGCUUGUGAACGACAGUCUACAGGAUCAGCUUCUAUUAGUAUAUUUAUCUAGCAUCACUAGGACACAAUUAAGCAUAGCAGAGAAGUUGAACACUGCUGCUCAGGUUUUGUAAGUGCAGUUCAAGUUACUUUUCCAGUCUCCAUUUUGCACCGUGGCAACAAUUAGAGAAGUGUAUUGAGCGAAUAUCUAUUGAUUUUACUGAAGAUAGUCUUUUAUAUAUUUUGUCGGUGGAUUAUCACUAAUUCGGAAAUUCACAGGGAUAAUGUACUUGCGAGUGUAUUAUACAAUGCUUUUGAUUGUUUCUAGGCCUUUGAUUAUCUUAGAAAGAGUUCUGUACAUUCCAAAGAUGACUUUACCAUGAAGUUUUUGGAGCCUGCGAGUGUUUUACUUUA